UAGUAAGAGGCCGACCGACCGACCGACCGUUCGUCCUUGCUUGCUUGCGAUCCAACUGGGGAAAGUACCCUCUCUCCUCCUCCUUUUCCUUCUUCCAAUUGUCUAAAACUGAGCUUAGGAGUUGGAGUUGGGUUCUCUCCGCGAUCUGUGCUGUUACUCCGGAGAUUUCUACCGAUUUGUAAACGACCUCGGCCAAGUCCCAAAACAAACCAGUGAAGGUUGGUUUCAACUCCAGCGCUUGAGAGGAAAACACUAGGAUAAUGGUGGUGGGUUCGUCUUUGGACAUCAAGCAGAUUUGGAUGCCAACGGAUGAUGAACCGACAACUCAAUACCAACCAGACCAUCUUUAGAGUUAGUGUGAGGAUAAUGAUAUCCCAACUGAACGCGAAAGGGUUAUUGGAUAUUGGACCAACUCGUGCUUGGUUUCUCUUGGGAGUGUAUGUGUUCCUCUGCUUGGUGGCUCAAUCAUGCUCCUCUACAGCUGUUGAACAAGACUCGACCAUCAAGCCCGGCAACCAUGCAGUUUCCGAUCUGUCUUCACUUCCUCCUCCUACCCCUUCGCCUCUUCAUCGUGUGGAUGUCCUUGAAUUGCUCAAAAACAUCAGCCUGGAAGGCGUAAGUUAUCGUCCGGGUCCCCAUAGUUCCACACCCGCCGUCUUUUUUCAAGGUCAGGUCCCGCCUCGAGCCUUCUUAAAUGCUCCCGAGACAUUCAAGCAUGUGAUCCGAUCGGUCAAAAAAGACUUCACUCUUUACACGUCACUCAAGCAAAUAUCGUCCAAUGUGGGGACGAUUUUCCUUCUGACCGCUUCGUUUCCGCCUCCGUCAUCAAAUGGCGUGUUUAGCCAAGAGCAUAGAAUCCUGGAGGUUCAAUCAUCAGGACGGCGAGGCGAACUUCGAAUGUUUUAUCCCGCAUUUUUGUCCCCCAAGUCGUCCUCGUCGCCAAGGGGGCUAUUUCUUAAUCAAUUGGCUGUGGAAACUAUCCCUCUGCAGUUAGCUGACAACCAAUGGCACAAGUUGGCCAUAUCCGUGUCUGGGAGUCAGAUACAAGUCUUCCUUGAUUGUCAGUUAGUCCAUCAAAGUGUGAUAUUUCCUUUGGAUUUUCGAGUUUUGUCCGGUCAAAAUCUAACCCUGUACGUAGGACAGCAAGACUCGCACAACUUUCUCUUCAAGGGUCACCUCCAAAACCUGCACCUGGUCAGUGGUCAGAACGGCCACAUUUUACAAUGCCCCCAUACACCAGUUUCAUGUCCAUCCUGUGGGCAGUUCCAAUCACUUCAAGCUACCGUCCAAACUCUACAAGAAACCUUUUCUCAGCAAAUACUGGAUCUCAAAACCAAGCUCAGUCAAGCGGAAAAUCGCCUUUCGCAAUUGGAGGAGUGUGAUUGUCCCAAAUCCUGUCGCGCUCCAGGAGGCCUCGUCAGGGAAGAUGGGGCCUCAUGGAGUGAAGGCUGUCAAUUAUGCUCGUGUGUGAGAGGACAAAUUGUUUGCCGGCAACCGGUUUGUCCCAAGUUGAAUUGUUCUGAUCCUCGGCCAGCUGAUCCCGAAAAUGAAGUUUGUUGUCCCACGUGCAGAGAGAAUUGCCGUUUAUCCGGUGAGCUCAUUGCUCAUGGUACCUCUCACCAACCCACCAUUAAGCCCUGCGUGUCUUGCUCGUGUGAUGACGGCCGACUGCAUUGUCAUCGAAUCGAAGACAAGUGCCCACUUUUGACUUGCUCCAUUGAAGAACAAAUCUUGGAGGAAGGCAAAUGCUGCAAAGUUUGCAAAGCUGACCAUUGCUCUCGAGGCCACGAUUGUCAUCCCAGUGCUCAAUGUGUAAACGGACAUUUUCAUUACACAUGCCAAUGUCCAUAUGGUUUUAUUGGCGAUGGUCGGUCUGCUUGUCAAGAUAUUGACGAGUGUCAGAUCGUGGGAGAAACUCCUCAGCAACAUCAUUGCACUGAUCCAAAUACGACUUGUGUUAAUACUCCGGGAUCUUAUCGAUGUGAAUGCAUAUCGGGCUUUAAGGCGCAAGAAUCGUCCUCGGGAGAAGCAUUCACUUGUGAACCCAUUAACCCAUGUUUGAAUGAAGACGGUGACAGCAGCAACAGCAACACUAGCAACACUAAAGUAGAAUGUCAUCCGAAUGCAUCUUGCACCCCGUCAGGCCCUGGUCAGGCCAUUUGUGAGUGUUUGCCUGGUUUCGUGGGUAAUGGCACAACCAUUUGUGAACCGGAAUGUGAGGAUGCCUGUGAAAACGGAGGCUUGUGUGUUUCGCCGGGAGUGUGUGAGUGCCUCCACGGCUUCACUGGAGCUCAGUGUCAAGACGACAUCAACGAAUGCAACUUGGAAGCAGAGCACCACGGGUGCCGAGCUCAUGCCGAAUGUGUCAACCAAAUUGGAUGGCACUACUGCCAAUGUCUGGAGGGCUAUACCAACUAUCAAAAUCCUGAGCAUGGUGGACAACUUGAAUGCGUGGACGUGGACGAAUGUGAGCAUGGGCUCCACACCUGUGAUUCAAAUAGCCAGUGCGUCAAUACGGAGGGUUCUUUCAAGUGUGUUUGUCAAGAUGAAUCUGUGUGUACGGAUGCCUGUGUGAUGGGUGGUAUGAUGUACAAGAAUGGCUCUAAAUGGUGGUCAGAUGGGUGCCAAGAAUGCCGUUGUGAAGCUGGGCGCAUCCAUUGCGAAGCAAUUCAGUGCCAUUGCCAGCAAGGUGUGAGCUCAUCCGGAUGCUGUCCUCAAUGCUCCCAGAUGCAGCCUUGCAAUAUGAAGAUACAGGAUGAAUUUCAAACCUUCAAAUCCGGUGACACGUGGACAUCCGAUUGUCAAGCAUGUGAAUGCAUUGAUGGUCAAGUUGAUUGCUGGGAUCCAACAUUAAGUGCAAAAAGCUCUGAGCGAGUACAAUUCCCCACGUCUCUCCUGAACGAGACAUUUCUGUCCCAAACUCUGGCUUUGACGAGGGUUUUAGCCAUGAACCAAGGCCUCCCUUCUUGCAAGGCCAACUGUCAUGUCGGCGGAAAUAUGGCUCUCUGGCGAGCACUUGAAGAGAUGGCCAUUCGAAACUUGGAACAAGCUCCACAACCCAACUGUGUGCACAACUCUCAAGGCAUUGCCCACGGAUUCACUUGGAUGGAUACAAAUUGUACCCUUUGCCUUUGCGAGAUUUUGUCCUCUCUUCCCAACCACUGUGAUCAAUUGGUGAGAACGAUUCCACUAGGCCUCAGUCUGACGAAUGCAAAUGUCACUACACCCACUGGGUUCAUCGCUUCUUCGUCUGAGUUAGCGAUUCAGAUCCUUGGCUUUCUUGGCACCAAUCACGCUUACUCCUUGCCAGCCUCAGUCCUCAAAACCGAGGCUGCUUCUCGCACAGCCGUUGCAGCUGCUUCUACCUCGACCGCUGCUUUGGCGUCUACGUCCUCUGCUUCCAGUAUUUUGUCGUCUUGUCCCUGUGUUUUUGAUCACUUUUACCAUAAUUUUGCCUCUUUGGUUUCGUCAUUGCUUCUGACUCUGCAUUCAUCACCAUUUUUGGUUCUACCGUUGUCCUCAUGGACGUGUCAUCUUUCUCAAUGACCUCAACGAAGUGACGAGAACCUUCAUUGGGGAAUUGGGGAAACUAGCACCAUUACGAACAAAACUACCACCACCAAAAGCAACAAUAACACGCAGCCCUCAAACUCUUUGUCGAGCCCAUUAUUGUGUGUGUGUGUUCGCACAUUGCUCUUUUCAUUUUAUCUCCAAUCACUGGUCAUCGAUUAAAAGGGGAAUCCCAGUAAGCAUGCCAGCACCUUGACUUCCCCACGGGUACCCUUUCAGACAGGGAGAAUCAAAUUUACAAUCCGCAUCACCAAAAAAACCUCGUGAUCAUGAAAGAUUCACAUCAAACCAUUGCUGAUUUUUGAAAGAGCACUGAACUGAGUUGUGAGACGGUGAACUUGCAAUCAAUUUUCCAAAAAGAGUUUUUCGACAACGUUGCUUUGGGAGGGUUAUGGGGAUUUUUGAGGAGUUGUCAAGUGAAUUGAGCUUUGCCUGAUUUUCUUGACUCCCAACCUUUCGGUCUCAUUGCUUGAAUAAAUGAAAGGGCAGGCAGGGUCUCAAGAGCAUUGAACCACAAGACCAUGGACCUUAGUGAUUGGCUGGCUUUCAUUGUCACUGGUCGUUAAGCUCCAUUUUGUGGCACAUUGGAAAUAUUUGUGAGUGGUGCCAGAGCAAGGACUGUUAGAGCGUCGUUUUCGCAGAAUAAUGCCGUCUGCGGCAAAAAUGUAAGUAACAAAAAAUAUUGAAGAUUGGUUUUAAAGUGUUAUCUGGAGCUUAAUAGUGUGGAGUGAUAGACGUGUCGCCAUUUUGUUGGCAUGACCCUGUACACUCACAAAUAACGAAGAGUUACCGUUCCCUCAGAAAAUCGUGGUUGCUAUUAUGGUCCUGGCAUAUUGUAGGAAAUUUUUCCACGAUAGGACUCGUUUGAUAUGAAUUUGCCCUUCACGAGAUCGGAUGAUUCCAGUUUUAUUGCAGAUAAGGAAUUCAUAAUUUUUUUUAUCGGGCUCUUACUGGAUUUGACUUUAUUUAAACAAAAUUAAGGCAGGAAGUUGGUGCAUGCAGUCUUUGCUCUCUUUAAGCUCUGGACCCACAUUUUAUCAUUUUAAUACUCUGAGCUCCCACAAUUUCAGUAGUAUCUAGGGUUGAUGAGAUAUUAAAUCAACAUCUAUUUACGCUUGUUCUCACCAAAGAGUUUUGGUUUCCACUCUUUGCCGUACUGUUUGUGUGUUUCAUAAAGCAAGUCAGUGAGGCUGAACACCUUCCUUAGUCAAAGUCAAUAAGAAGCUUGCUAAAAAACAGAAAAUGAUAACAGGGUAUUUGAUUACUCAUUUCUUUGGAGAAGGGAAUUUUGACGCUAUUUGUCAUAUGAACCAUAAAAUGGAAAGUACUUCAAAUGGGAGGAGAACUUUGAGGCUAUAUUGCAUUGAACUACUACUGAGCUAUGUAUGGUAAAAGAUGAGGAAAAGCAAGAUGAGAGACAGGAUUUUUGAAUGUCGAAUAAUAUUAAAAAGUGAAGAUUUUCUGAAAAUGAAUGGAAUUGGCCCCGAAACAAGAAUAGUUAGGGAGUCUGAAUUCAAAGCUAGUAAUAGUUCGCACCCGAAUGAUUUGGAUUGUGGUUCAGGUCUAUACCGAACCGAGUCGUCCUAACAUGAGGUUCUUGUUUUCAUGUUACAGAAUGGGUCUGUUUAUUGUGCUGUCCAAUCGCUUUGUCUCCAUUUACGAGGGGACCAAAGACUGCAAGGUCCUACUGCCCUUCUUCCGCCCGAUCUCCUGAAUCUGUCAUUGCGCUCAUCAACAUCAUUAGUUAAAGCUCUUGUC
Molecule: messenger RNA, 5328 nt
Organism: Tigriopus californicus
Lineage: Eukaryota; Metazoa; Arthropoda; Copepoda; Harpacticoida; Harpacticidae
Product: protein kinase C-binding protein NELL1-like
Exons: 16
Coding region: 310-3546 (1078 amino acids)
Molecular function (GO): calcium ion binding; protein binding
Source: RefSeq, a predicted model, not a curated record